This is a messenger RNA of Carassius gibelio (silver crucian carp), 5219 nucleotides long. Its product is annotated as un-named hu7910. The record is from RefSeq and is a predicted model, not a curated record. Gene Ontology annotation, cellular component: endoplasmic reticulum; membrane. The transcript has 7 exons. The coding region runs from base 182 to 2644 and encodes 820 amino acids. Lineage: Eukaryota; Metazoa; Chordata; Actinopteri; Cypriniformes; Cyprinidae. Gene Ontology annotation, biological process: peptidyl-aspartic acid hydroxylation. Gene Ontology annotation, molecular function: protein binding; peptidyl-aspartic acid 3-dioxygenase activity.
CCGAAGAAGAGGAAGAAAUCUUACUGCACUGCACAAGAAAAGCAGAACUUUUAAGCUGUGAGAUUAACCAGUCAUUAACCAGCCUCUUCAAACUUUUCCCCGUUGUCAUCAUGAAGCAGAAGAAAGCGGCACGCAAACAGGCCAGGAAAGUUUAGUUUGCAAAAACUAGAAACCUCCAAGCAUGGAUGAAACCAGUGUAGAUGGAGCCAAAAUGACAGACUCUCCAGGUGGAAAUACAGCCAUUAAGAGUGAAAAAAAGACAGGGGGAAACUCUUUCUUUAGCUGGCUGUUGGUGCUGGCUUUGCUGGGGGCUUGGCUGUCUGUGGGUGUCAUGUGGUUUGACCUAGUUGACUACAACAGUGUGGUUGGUGCUCUUGGAGGAGUGUAUGAUGCUGAUGGCGAUGGAGACUUUGAUGUAGAAGAUGCCAAAGUUUUAUUGGAAAAUGCUACUGUGGCUGCUAAGGAAAAAACCUUAAGAAAAAAUAUCACAACAGAGGGAGACCAUAUCCAAGCUGUCCAUUCCAAGCUUACGUAUGAGAGACCUAAAGAAGUGGGGCUUAAAAAAGACAGAGAACAUCCUACCAGGGAUAUUGGGCGAAAGCUGAAAGCAGCUCUGAAGGAGCAGCUACGAAUUAUUCAUGAGAAGAUUGAAGCCAAAAAGAUUGCCAAACUAGCCCUUGCUGAGGUCCGUAGUGUUUUGGCUCAAGAAGAAGAGGAGAGACAAGCUGCUCUUGCUGCAAAAAAAGUUAAAGAAGAGGCAGAAGCUAAGCUUCAAGAUGAACGAAUGCAAAGAGAACAAGAGGAGAAACUAGCCAAGGAGAAAGCAGAGAGAGAAAACAUGGAGAAAGAGAAAGCAGAAAAGGAAAGACUGGCCAAAGAAAAAGCAGAAAAAGAAAGACUUGCUAAAGAAAAAGUGGAGAAAGAAAGGGCAGAAAAAGAAAAACUUGAAAAAGAAAAGGCAGAAAAGGAAAAAAUGGCUAAAGAAAAAGCAGAAAAGGAAAGACAUGAGAAAGAAAAGGUAGAAAAAGAAAGAUUGGAGAAAGAGAAAGCAGAGAAAGAAAGACUUGCCAAAGAAAAGGCAGAAAAAGAAAGACUGGCCAAAGAAAAAGCAGAAAAAGAAAGACUUGAGAAAGAAAAGGCAGAAAAAGAAAGACUGGCCAAAGAAAAAGCAGAAAAAGAAAGAUUGGCUAAAGAAAAAGCGGAAAAAGAAAGACUGGAGAAAGAAAAAGCAGAAAAAGAAAGACUGGAGAAAGAGAAAGCAGAGAAAGAAAGACUGGCCAAAGAAAAAGCAGAAAAAGAAAGACUGGCCAAAGAAAAAGCGGAAAAAGAAAGACUGGAGAAAGAAAAAGCAGAGAAAGAAAGAUUGGCUAAAGAAAAAGCAGAAAAAGAAAGACUGGAGAAAGAGAAAGCAGAGAAAGAAAGACUGGCCAAAGAAAAGGCAGAAAAAGAAAGAUUGGCCAAAGAAAAAGCAGAAAAAGAAAGACUGGAGAAAGAAAAAGCAGAGAAAGAAAGACUGGCUAAAGAAAAAGCAGAAAAAGAAAGAUUGGCUAAAGAGAAAGCAGAAAAAGAAAGAUUGGCUAAAGAGAAAGCAGAGAAAGAAAGAUUGGAGAAAGAGAAAGCAGAGAAAGAAAGACUGGCUAAAGAAAAAGCAGAGAAAGAAAGACUGGCCAAAGAAAAAGCAGAGAAAGAAAGAUUGGCUAAAGAAAAGGCAGAAAAAGAAAGACUUGAAAAAGAAAAGGCAGAAAAAGAAAGAUUGGCUAAAGAAAAAGCUGAAAAAGAAAGACUUGAGAAAGAAAAGGCCGAAAAAGAAAGAUUGGCCAAAGAAAAGGCCGAAAAAGAAAGAUUGGCCAAAGAAAAGGCCGAAAAAGAAAGAUUGGCUAAAGAAAAAGCAGAAAAAGAAAGAUUGGCUAAAGAAAAAGCGGAAAAAGAAAGACUGGAAAAAGAGAAAGCGGAGAAAGAAAGACUGGCCAGAGAAAAGGCAGAAAAAGAGAGACUCGCUAAAGAAAAGGCAGAAAAAGAAAGAUUGGAGAAAGAGAAAGCGGAAAAAGAAAAAAUGGCUAAAGAAAAAGCAGAAAAAGAAAGACUCACUAAAGAAAAAGCUGAAAAAGAAAGACAAGAGAAAGAGAAAGCAGAAAAAGAAAGACUGGAGAAAGAAAAGACAGAAAAAGAAAGACUGGCCAAAGAAAAAGUAGAGAAAGAGAGACUGGAGAAAGAGAAAGCAGAGAAAGAAAGGUUAGCCAAAGAAAAGGAAGAGAAAGAAAGGUUGGCUGAAGAAAAGACAGAAAAAGAGAGAAAUGCUAAAGUAAAAACAGAAAAAGAAAGGCUUGAGAAAGAAAAGGCAAAAGAGGAAAGACUGGCCAAAGAAAAGGGAGAAAAAAAGAGACUCAAUAUAGAAAAAGCUGAAAAACAAAGACCGGAGAAAUCAGAGAAAGAAAGUCUUAGCAAAAUAAAAGAUAAUGCACCAAAGGGGCAAACAGAGAAAGACGUAAAGGAAGAAAUAGAAAAUGUGAACAAUUACAAACAAGAAAAAGAGGCAAAAUUAAAUAAAAAAGCUCAUGGACAAAAAGUUGAUCAAUCAGAAAAUGAUGAAAAAAUAUCUACUCGUGGUUUACUUAAAUCUUCGAAAAAAAAUAUCAAGAAAUAAUAGUAAACUGCCAUAACUGUGAGAUUUGAUCGGGAAUAAAAACUCCUAAGGCAUUUAGUAGGAACAGCGUUGCAAGUAAAUAACUACAAGUAAUGUUACUACUAACUUUUUUUUGAGUGACAGCUGUUCAGAAUGGUAACAAGCUACUUUUUAACUAGUGGUGUAGUUAUACAAAACACUACAUUGCUGUUGGUCCCAUGGUACAGCUGAGUGAAGGAGGUAAUAACCCAACUGUCAACUCGCUGUGUUGAGAGGUUUGACUCCGUGAAUCGGUUUGUUUGGAUGUUUCAUGUAACCUAAUUACUUAGAUCCAACAAGCCAGUGGUUUUCAACCCUGUCCCUCUGGCCCUCUCCAACUGUUCACAUUUAGCAUUUCUCCUUAAUCAGCCCCCAUGAUUCAAGUCAUCACCUCGUUAGUAGAGACGAUAAGAUCUGAAAUGGAACUCAUUCAGAAUGUGCAGGGUUGGGGGACUCCAGGAACAGAGAAUAUAUAUAGUGAGUUAUAUAGUGUUUUAAUAAUUUUACCUUUUAAUAUUUUGUAAUAAUUUAUUAUACUCUUUAUUUCAAUGCCUGUUUAAAAACUGCUAGUUGCAGAAUUAAAUAUCAGUUGAAACUUAUAUUUAUCACUUUUAUACUCUUAGCUUCAGUGUAGUUAGCAGCUUUUUGUUUCGCUAACUACUUUAAGGUUAUCUUGACUGUACACUAAUUAGGGCUCCUUUACACAUGGCAUUAUUUAAUUUUUUUUGAGGAUCAAAAUCACUAUUGAAAUCCAAAUGAAGUAAACACACCCAAGAUUUCUUAAACCACAAAUGUUUGGUGGUGGUCUGGUUUGGGGUAGACUUUUGAUUCUCUUUAAUGAACAUGUAAAUACAUUUUCUUUUAACUUUUCUGUUUCCUUGACCAGUAUAGAGAGCAGAGAGUGCCAAAUGUCCAUUCAUGUUCACAGAACUUAACUAUAACUUAAAUAACUGUAAUAUAAUAACUAGACAAGAGCUGUUAAGAUGGUAAACUAGUUUAGGCCUGGUUCUAAAACUCAUACUACGAAGCACGGUCAAGAGCAUGCCAAACCAGAGUUCACCUUGUAAAGCACUUUGUGUUUAUAUAGGGCUAAAGAAAGAAAGAAAGAAAGAAUCCAACAGGUGACAAUAUGAUCUUAACCUUAAAGCCAUGUUGGCCAGUCAGAAGCCUGAAAACGUUUCCAGUAGGUGGAGAUUUCUGAACUGUCACAAUAUGUACAACAACCAAGGUAAUAAAAUGUUGCCAAGUUCAUUUGUUUCAGAUGUAAUCAAACACACUUUUGGCUCAAUGAGAUUAAUAACAUCCUUUAUUGUAGAAACAUUCGAAAGAAAAGAAACUGAAACCAGAUUGUCUAGAGUUUUUGUUUGUUUUGGGUUUUUUUUAGCUGUCAAAGCAUGUUGAAUUAUCCAUCAAUCCAUCCAUCCAUAAUGUAAGGGUGAUGCUAACUCAAAUCCAUUUAGUGACUUAGAAUACAGUAAUAAUUAGAAGUUUUGAAAUUGUACUUGAAUCUGAAAAAUCAUUAUAUUUAGCUGUAGUUUUUCAUUUGCAACGUCGUGUAUUACACAACACAAAUGUGUUCAGUUUUGCCUAAAUUUGUCCAUAUAGUGAACUACUACAUUGUAGUGAUUUUUUGUAUUAUUAUUAUUGUUAUUUAAAAAACAAAUUUUGAAUAAGCAUAUGACUGACUGGUUUUAAACAUUUUGUGUUCAUGAUUGUGUAAAACACUUCCUUUUCAAUUGCGUUAUGUUCAGCACUACUGUGAAAUGAUUAUUAUUAUUUUUUUUAUCAUCUCUUCACACUGACAGCUGCUCUCACUUCUUGUUGAAGAAAGUCUCUUGCAGGCAAUUAAAUCAUUACUAUGACAUUCAGUUACAGAUACACUGAACAAAUCGAUCCAAUUUCAUCUGAUUAAUUGCAAAAUGACAGUGAAGACAGUCUGACCUAAAAGGUCAUAUUUGACAAAAAAAAAAUUAUACUUGAAUGCAGUGUGAACAAAGUUUAAAAUGCUAAAAAAAAUAUCAGAUUACGAUCAAGCAUCAGUUCUGCUUUUUCUGAGCCAGAGAAAGAGCUGAGGAAAGAAUACACUACUUAUGUUCAGGAAGUGAAGCUAUGCAGCUACAAUGAGGAUCAAGUUUUUAACAUGUGCUUAUUUAUUUGGCAGUUGUCUGCAGUUGGUAGUCGGAUGUCUAACCUACUAUCUUUUUCUUUUUCUUUUUUUUUCUUUUCUUUUUUCAGAUCAGACUAUGUUUGCUCAAUUGUUGUUAUUUUUUAACUGAGUUGUUUUAUUUAAGUUUUUACAUUUGGGUUUAUUUUGUUCAGUAUAGUAAGACUUUGAUCUUAUAAUUUCUUUGAUUUAUUAUUGUGUGAAACAUUUUAUUGUUGUGUGAAACAUUUUAAAGUUUAAUUAUGUCAAUAAUGUAACUAUAUUUAUAUAGUAGAAUUUUGUUAGUGUGUUGAAGUUGAAGUGUGUUAUUUCUUUACCACAUGUGCUACGAAACAGACAAAAGUAAUGUUUCUAGAUAGAUUUCUGAAAAUAAAUAAAAAGCCUGCUAAGCAA